AUGAACCGCACCCAAAGCCCUCUCAACAAUACCCGCAAGGGAGAGUAUGGGUUUUUGAGGCUCCGAGCUCGCGAGAAUGAAAUAUCAUGGAACGAUUUUAUCACGCUAUAUCACCGCGUAAACACGCUUCCAGCUUCUGGGUCAUCUGGUUGUGCUACCUUUGAGAGUGGGGAUGAUGCAUCCAGUGUCUCUUCGACUUCAGACAUGUCAGGGUCAGACAUGUCAAUCUCAAACGUUCUCCCUGUCAAAGCUCCUGGACUUCACGUCUAUGUUCCCAUUCGCACACAGACACUCAUCCUCACACGAAUCCAGGCCAUCUUGGAACAUGCCUGCUUUCGUUUCGCCCAAGAGGCUAUGCCAGACAUCCUUGAAGAGACGCAAUGGUCAUGCCCAGAAGCAGGAGAACUGAAUGCUUGGGCAUUCUACUUUAAGAAGCGCUGGGAGACUCUCCAGCAUCUCAGUCGUUGUCAAGCAACCAAGCAAAUUCGCCAUAUUGCGGUUCACCGACAACCUAUCACGACGGACCACUUGUCCUUGCUGAUGAGUCAUGCCGUCAACUUCUGCAUUUGCCUUCAUGUACCAAAAGCUCUGAGCAUGAUCCAUAAGAUUCGAAGUUCUGCCGAAGCUCAAAUCCAAAAGCUUGCGGACUGCAAAAAACACCUCGAACAAGAACUCAGCAUGGUUGCCUACGAGACUUCCAUGCCACGCAUGGAAAUUUGGGCACUUGAGCAGCAAAAAAUGCAAGAAGCCUGCAAGAAGUUUGAGAAAAAGAGAGUGGUUAUCUUCAAGAAGGUUGAAAAGCUGCUCCUCUCCAGGGAGGUGGCGUGGUUUACCUUGGAAGAUGAUGAGGAUGAAGAUGAAGAAGACGAUGACGAAGAGUAA
Fusarium redolens is the source of this 882-nucleotide messenger RNA. RefSeq lists its product as uncharacterized. The record is from RefSeq and is a predicted model, not a curated record. The transcript is spliced from 2 exons. The coding region runs from base 1 to 882 and encodes 293 amino acids. NCBI's taxonomy places the organism in Eukaryota, Fungi, Ascomycota, Sordariomycetes, Hypocreales, Nectriaceae.